AUGACUCCGUCGCCGGCUGUUUCCACCACCACCCUCCUCUGCUGCUUCACCGCCACGUCGCCAACAAUGCGGCCGCCACGAGAUGUGCACCACGUCCGGCGUAGCAAGUUCUGCAUGCGAUUUGUGAGAUGGCUACGGUACACGGGACGCUCAUCUCCCAACCCGGACGCCAAGUCUCCCCUCCAGUAUGAAUACCCCAGCCGCGCGGAACAAUGCCCAGAUAUGCCAGAUAGGGAAAGCAAGAUGAUGGCAAACGCAGCAACCCGAGUCAACCCGCUGUCUUCCAAGAUCACACCCAUCCGCCUCUGA
Molecule: messenger RNA, 309 nt
Organism: Colletotrichum orchidophilum
Lineage: Eukaryota; Fungi; Ascomycota; Sordariomycetes; Glomerellales; Glomerellaceae
Exons: 1
Coding region: 1-309 (102 amino acids)
Source: RefSeq, a predicted model, not a curated record